AUGCUCCAGCAAGAUACAGCCUUCAACUGGAGAAAAUUUGCCAUCACGGCUGCUGGCGUUGCUGGCGCCGUGGUAGCUGUUGAGGCUAUAUUCAAUCGCGACACACGAGAUCCACUUACUGUCGCUGAAAGGAGCUUACUGAACGAUAGCUUCAAGUACACUGGUGGUGGUCUUGUCCUAACAGCACUGGCUGCUCGCAACCUGUUUCGCUCUGGCUUCGCUUUCAGACUCAUGUCUGCCAAUCCAUGGAUGGUACUUGGUGUCAGUUUGGUUGGAAGCAUUGGCACAAUGAUGGGGACGAUAUAUACUGCUCCUGAAAAUACAGUUCAGAAGCACUUGUUCUGGCUUGGGUUUAAUGCAUGCCAGGCAGCAACUUUGAGUCCCCUCUUUUUCUUUAGCCCAGCUAUACUUUCAAGAGCAGCCUUGUAUACCGUUGGUGUAGUUGGUUCUAUCUCAUAUGUCGGUGCAACUGCUACCAAUGAUAAGUAUUUGAACCUCGGAGGACCUCUUCUGGCAGGAGUGACUGUAGUCGCUCUUAGCUCCCUUGCGCCAAUGCUUCUGCCUUCUAUGGGUAUGCGUAGUCUUAUGAUUGCCGAAUCUAUUUCUCUCUACGGAGGACUAGCUCUAUUUGGCGGAUUUGUGCUCUAUGAUACGCAAAAGAUCCUUAAGCACGCCCGUCUAGCUGAACAGGGCAUUAUGAAAGCAGACCCCAUCAAAGAAUCUAUCAGCCUCGAACUCGAUAUGAUCAAUAUCUUCAUUCGACUUGUCCAGAUCCUCGCUAUGCAGGGCAACCGCAAAAAGUAA
Messenger RNA from Psilocybe cubensis, 804 nucleotides. RefSeq lists its product as uncharacterized. Gene Ontology annotation, cellular component: mitochondrial inner membrane. The record is from RefSeq and is a predicted model, not a curated record. The coding region runs from base 1 to 804 and encodes 267 amino acids. The transcript is spliced from 7 exons. Lineage: Eukaryota; Fungi; Basidiomycota; Agaricomycetes; Agaricales; Agrocybaceae.